Platichthys flesus (European flounder) is the source of this 1257-nucleotide messenger RNA. Its product is annotated as protocadherin beta-16-like. The record is from RefSeq and is a predicted model, not a curated record. Gene Ontology annotation, molecular function: calcium ion binding. The transcript has 2 exons. Gene Ontology annotation, biological process: homophilic cell-cell adhesion. Gene Ontology annotation, cellular component: plasma membrane. The coding region runs from base 1 to 1257 and encodes 418 amino acids. Lineage: Eukaryota; Metazoa; Chordata; Actinopteri; Pleuronectiformes; Pleuronectidae.
AUGGCAACCCGCAGCCAACUGCACCCUGGAAAUGUAAGAUGGCGUUUAUUUUGUAUAUUGCAAUGGGAAGUGGGCUUUCUUCUCCUUCUCACUUCUACGGGUAACAGAGUUGCUGGACAGAUUCGUUACUCUAUCCCAGAGGAGAUGAAAAAGGGUUCCGUUAUUGGCAGUGUCGCACAAGACCUCGGUCUGGAUCUGAAAAGGCUCCGUUCUGGCCGUGCCCGCAUCGUCAGCGGAGAAAACAUCCAGUACACUGAGCUGAAAACAGACAAAGGGAUUUUGGUCGUGAAUGAGAGAAUAGAUCGUGAACAGCUUUGUGGAGACGUGACGCCGUGUAGCUUCAGUUUCGAAAUGAUCUUAGAAAACCCAAUCGAACUCCAUCGCGUCACAAUACUGAUCCAGGACCAGAACGACAACCCCCCUCAGGUUCUGUACCCAGUCCAGACUGGUGGCUCUCUGGUGGCUGAACUGGUGCCUCGUUCAGCAGAUGUUGGCUAUCUGGUCACUAAAGUGGUGGCUGUGGAUGUGGACUCUGGACAGAAUGCCUGGCUCUCCUUUAAACUGCAGAAAGCCACAGACAGGGCGCUGUUUGAAGUGGGCUCACAGAAUGGAGAAAUAAGGACUAUUCGCCAAGUCACUGAUAAAGACGCAGUGAAACAAAGACUAAGUGUUAUAGUUGAGGACAACGGGCAGCCCUCUCGUUCCGCUACAGUCGUUAUUAACGUGGCGGUGGCGGACAGCUUCCCGGAAGUGCUGUCGGAGUACACUGACUUUACGCAGGACAAGGAGUACAAUGACAACCUGACUUUUUACUUAGUGUUGGCUCUGGCUGUAGUUUCCUUCCUCUUCAUCACGUGUGUAGUGGUUAUUAUCUCAGUGAAAAUCCACAGAUGGAGACAGUCCCGCGUCCUGUAUCACUCCAACCUCCCUGUGAUUCCAUAUUAUCCACCACGUUACUCAGACACUUUGGGGACAGGGACUCUCGAGCACGUGUACAAUUACGAGGUGUGCAGGACAACAGACUCCAGAAAGAGUGACAUGAAAUACACGCAGCCGAUCAGUCAAAGUUUGGUGAGUGUGGAUGGAGCUGGAAUUGAAACACCACAGGUGGACAAGCAACUGUCAGGCAACUGUUCUCAAAUGUCAACUCUGGUGAGUGAUAUGUUUUAUUUUCAACUCUCCAUUUUCACAUUGUUUGUCUUUGAGCAAAGUUUACAGUUGUCAGUCGCGCUUCAGUGUCGCUGUCCACGGUGCUGA